CCAACACCCUAAUUAAUGGCGCCCAUACGUGCCUCCAAAACACCCCCCUCCCAUUUAUCUCCCCCUCCUUCUCCUCUAUUCCCCCGCUCUUCUCCCGCGGUUGCACGCACGCGCCAUCCCUCUUCCUCUUCCUCUAGAUCUUCCUUCCCAUCUCGUGUCGAUUCUCUUCCUACUUUUGUCUCUCGCGGUUGCUCUUCGUCGCAGAUUAGUUGUGAGCCAGAGCCUGUAUGCCGGCGUGCUGCUAGAUGGUUUCUGAGGCGGUGGGCUUCAUGUCUCGAGCGGCGGACGGUGGCAUGGCGGCGGAGCUCGUCACGCGUGACUUCCUCGGCGGGUGCGCCACCGCCGGCGACGACGCCGCCGCCAGGCACGACGCAUCCGUGGUACGUACGCAACAACUCAAGCACCUGAGCCCGCCGUCGACACGGGACCUCAACCUGUUCCCCGUCUCCGGCGCCGCGCCAGGGACGACGGAGCCGGCGGCAUCAGCCGUCGCCGCGGCCACGACGACGUACCACAGCGUGUGCACGAUCGAGAAGGUGAAGACGGCGCUGGAGCGGUUCGAGCGCGGCAAGCAGGGGCAUCAUCAGCAGCUCAGCGGCCCCGGCGCCGGCGCUGCCUCCCCGUCGUCGUCGUCGGUGACCACGUCCUCCAUCAAGCGCGGCGCUGUGGAGCAGGGCGACGGCUGCGACUCGCCAUCGGCCGCCGCGGGCGGGGGCGGGAUGGUGGCGGCGGCGUGCCCGCGGUGCUUCCUGUACGUGCUCAUCUCCCGGAGCGACCCGCGGUGCCCGCGCUGCGAGUCCCACGUGCCGCCGCCCCCGUCGGCCCCCAUGCACAAGAAGAAGCCGAGGAUCGACCUCAACGUCGGCUUCCUCGGAACCUAGCCGUUCACCGCUCACCGCCGU
This is a messenger RNA of Lolium rigidum, 902 nucleotides long. RefSeq lists its product as uncharacterized. Lineage: Eukaryota; Viridiplantae; Streptophyta; Magnoliopsida; Poales; Poaceae. The record is from RefSeq and is a predicted model, not a curated record. The coding region runs from base 246 to 881 and encodes 211 amino acids. The transcript has 2 exons.